Penicillium roqueforti is the source of this 519-nucleotide messenger RNA. RefSeq names its product copper transporter family protein. The record is from RefSeq and is a predicted model, not a curated record. Bases 1 to 519 code for a protein of 172 amino acids. The transcript has 2 exons. Gene Ontology annotation, molecular function: copper ion transmembrane transporter activity. NCBI's taxonomy places the organism in Eukaryota, Fungi, Ascomycota, Eurotiomycetes, Eurotiales, Aspergillaceae. Gene Ontology annotation, cellular component: membrane. Gene Ontology annotation, biological process: copper ion transmembrane transport.
AUGGAGGGCAUGGAUUCCAGCACCAGCUCGAGCAGCUGCAAGGUUUCGAUGAUGUUCAAUUUCGACACCAUCGAUGCCUGUUUCCUGUCCGCAGGAUGGCAGAUCAAGAACAAUGGCAUGUUUGCCGCAACCUGUAUUGGCACAAUUCUGCUGGUCGUGUUAGUCGAGUUCUGUCGGCGCAUUGGUCGGGAAUAUGACAACUUCCUGACCCGCCAAUUUGAGCGCCAAGCCCUACACGGCACGUUUGUCAGGAGAUUUGAAUCUGCCAGAACCGCCGUGACAUUUCGCGCGACGCCGUUACAACAAUUGACGAGGGCUGUGAUUCAUGCAGUCACGUUUGCGGGGGCUUAUAUCACCAUGUUGUUGGCCAUGUACUUCAAUGUCUAUGUGAUUAUUUGCAUCUUCAUUGGUGCGGGACUGGGCAAGUUCUUAUGUGAUUGGAUGGUUGUCACAGUGGGAAUAGAUGACGUGCAGGAAGAGAUACGGAAAUUGGAGGAGACAACGAUAUGUUGUGAUUGA